GAGGGAUGGGGAUUAAUGAUGGGAGACGCCCAGAGCUGCCUGAUGUCAGAGCUGCGAUGGCUCUGCAGGCAGGUAUAUAAGAGGUGGAGUUUCAGGCUCCCAAAUGAAGGUGGAAAGAUUGCAAAGAGGACGCAGGCUCGAAAUUGUUUUCUGCCCUUUCUCGCUAACGUAGCCCGGACCCGAUUUCUUGGAUCUCUCAAAGGCAGCCGGAGAAGAGAAAUGUGCGACUUGAAGCUGAGGCUGGUCUUCGUUGUAUUCUCUGUCGCUCUCAGUUCACUGGAUGCCACCCAAGUUGAGAGACUCUUGUCUCUGACCGCUGAUCACUCUGAUGGAACUUCCGAUAGACAGGGAUGGAUGUUACCAAUCCUCUCCAGAAACGCACUUUUGGGAGUAAGGGAGGCCCCUCCAGAACAAGACGCAACCAGAGCCAAAAGUCAUCACCUGGAGAAGCGGAAAUGCAGCGUGGCCACGUGUAUGACCAACCGCCUGGCCAACCUGCUAGCCAACUCCGUGGCCAGCAAAAACCGCUCCCCGACGGAUGUGGGCUCCUCCACCUUCGGCAAGAGGGCCAGAGCCGGCCCGCUCAGCAGAGACGGCCUCCAUCAGCUGGCUCUCUAAGGGAGCGAACCCCGCCCCAGUCCUGACCCCAAGAGACCCUCCCCUGGUUUAUGUAUAAAUUUUCUUCCUCUCAUUUCCUCUCUAUUCCAAACGAUGCCUUUCUCUGCGUGUGUGGGUGGGUCUGUGUGCGGGUGUAAUAAUAAUAAUGAUGAUGAUGAUGAUGAUGGUAUUUGU
This is a messenger RNA of Ornithorhynchus anatinus (platypus), 792 nucleotides long. It is a transcript of the gene IAPP, whose product is annotated as islet amyloid polypeptide. Lineage: Eukaryota; Metazoa; Chordata; Mammalia; Monotremata; Ornithorhynchidae. The record is from RefSeq and is a predicted model, not a curated record. Bases 16 to 618 code for a protein of 200 amino acids. The transcript has 4 exons. Gene Ontology annotation, molecular function: hormone activity. Gene Ontology annotation, cellular component: extracellular region.